Molecule: messenger RNA, 7871 nt
Organism: Myxocyprinus asiaticus (Chinese sucker)
Lineage: Eukaryota; Metazoa; Chordata; Actinopteri; Cypriniformes; Catostomidae
Product: calpain-5-like
Exons: 12
Coding region: 711-2990 (759 amino acids)
Biological process (GO): proteolysis
Cellular component (GO): cytoplasm
Molecular function (GO): calcium-dependent cysteine-type endopeptidase activity
Source: RefSeq, a predicted model, not a curated record
GGGGCUUCUGACAUAUUAACCUCUCCAGGGCAUGUCUAACCCUUCUCCAUUUCCAGGGGAAACUACACCGUCUGCAAAUAAACUCUGUUACCCAAUCAUCCCUGAAACUAAAGCUAAACUCGAGGUUACAAACUAAACAUUGUGGUUUACAAAUGCUGCUGGCUCUUACUGCUCUAUUUGGACAAAAGCAUUACUAAAAUACUGAAUGCUUUAUUCUGAAUACUAUCUGAUAUUAUUGAGUUUCAAAAUAGAAAUAGAAAUCUACCCUUGGGGUUUACUGUAGGGAUGCUUCUCCUUUCUUAAACUAUGCAUCCUCAUUUCCUCGCUCCUCUGUCCUCAAACCCAGAACCGAUCAAAGUCCGCCAUCAUUAAGGACGUAUUAAUAGAGCUGUUCAGCCAUGACGUCAAUUUGUAGGCGAACAUGGAAGUCUAAUUCGCCAUGAGUUCCCUCUGGAUUUUCUUAUGGGUUUUUAUAAUGGGGUUUUUCAACUUAUGAGUAAAAUAAGGUCUGUGGUAAACAUUACUUGAUGAUAUGUGGAUGUUUUGUUCUACAACAUAAAUUACACACUUUCAUACCUCAAACAUGAAUUUUGAAGCCGCUGUGUGUGUUUGUUUUUUUAAAAGUAUGCAAUUCAAUACAGCUUUCAAUUAAAAAUUCACAUUAGGAGGAGUUUGGAAGCAAGGAAAGGAAGCAAGGAGAGGAAACAAGGAUGCAAAAUUUCAGAAAUGAGAAGCACCCUAGGUGUUUUCUGGAACUAACUGCAUUUAACUUCCAUUUAAUUUCCAUUUCUCCCCUGUGCAGUAUGCCAGAGAAAGUGUGCAAGUUUCAAGGUCAGUGUUAUCAUAAACUGAAGAGAGCAUGUUUAAGACGAGGAGCUCUGUUCCAAGAUCCAUACUUUCCUCCCUCAGCUGAGUCAUUGUUCUAUAAAAGAGCGCCCCCUCCUGGACUGAAAUGGAAGAGACCCAAGGAAUUGUGUAAAGACCCACGACUUUUUGUGGAUGGAAUUAGCACAAGGGAUCUUCACCAGGGCAGCCUGGGUAACUGCUGGAUGGUGGCAGCCACAUCCUGCCUGGCUACAGAACCCUCACUUUGGAAAAAGGUGAUUCCGGACCAUGCUGAACAAGAGUGGAACCCGAAGCGCCCGGACCUGUAUGCUGGAAUUUUUCUCUUUCGUUUCUGGCGAUUGGGCCAGUGGACAGAUGUUGUGGUAGAUGACCGUUUACCGGUCAGCGAGGAUGGAACACUGCUCUUCUGUCGUUCUGCAACACCUCGGGAAUUCUGGAGCGCUUUGCUGGAGAAAGCCUAUGCUAAGCUCAAUGGGUGUUAUGAGGCUCUAGAAGGAGGCAAUACAGCUGAAGCUCUGGUUGAUUUUACUGGUGGUGUCUCCGAACCACUGAGUCUGGACAAGGAGGAGCUGAUCCAGCAUGUUGACCAGAGGAGGAUGCUGUUCCAGACUUUAGCCCACGCUCACAGCCAUAGAGCACUCAUCACCUGCUCCAUUCGGCCAGCAGAGGGAGAGCAAGUGGAAUCAGUUCUGGACUGUGGAUUGAUAAAGGGUCAUGCAUAUGGUGUCACAGCAGUCAGGAAACUCCGUAUGUCCGAGACCCUGCCAAACAUGUAUAGCACGUCUCGUAUGUACAUGGUGCGAAUGAGAAACCCCUGGGGCACAACAGACUGGACAGGAGCAUGGAGUCUGGGGUCUCCUCAGUGGCAGCAGCUGGGGCGCAGGGAGAGGGAGAAGAUGGGUCUUAUUGUCAGAGAUGUGGGAGAGUUUUGGAUGGAUUUUGAGGACUUUUGCCGUUACUUCACAGACAUGGUGGUGUGCAGGUUGGCAGAAAACUCUUUCCUCUGCCCCCACUGGAGAGAGGUGCGCUGCCCGGGGGCAUGGACUUAUGCAUCUGGGAUCUCACCCAUGCCCUCCUCUUCUGGUUGUCAGAACUUCAAGAACCAAAAGUGUUCAACAGGGCCCCAAUGGUCCACACCAAUGUCAGCUCAGAGAGGAGACAAAAAAAAGCAAAGAUUGAGUGAAAGACAGAAGGAUGGACGAAGCCAAGGAGGUAAACAAAAAGGAAAAGAAAAUAAAGAAGUGAAGGCAAAGCCAAAAAAGGGAGUACAAGGACCAAUAAAAGAGCAGUUUGUGAGAAAGCACAAUGGAAUAGGGGAGAGGAGAUGGGAGAAACAAAUGGACAAAAGAAGUCGAUGCGGAGGAUGUAUCAAUCACAGAGACACGUUUCUACACAACCCCCAGUUCAUUUUUGAAGUUGUUGGAGAUGGGGAUGAGGUGUUGAUAUGUCUGCAGCAGGAGGACAAAAGGAUGAAAAGGCGGGAGGGUAGAGGGGAUAACCUACCAAUUGGCUUUGAGGUUCUAAGGGUGGAGGUGAAUCGUGUGUGUCGGGUGCAGUGUUUAUGUGAGCAGGCUGCUAGCUCAGUGUAUAUGGACUCCCGUAGCGUCACCCUGCGGGUGACCCUUGGUCCUGGUCGAUACGUCAUCCUCCCCACCACUUUCCAGCCUGGUGCCACUGGACAGUUCCUUCUGCGAUUUUUCUCACACUCACAUGUGUGCCUCAGAGAGUUGAAGGAAGAGCUACCUGCUUUUUCUGUGUGGCAGUGUUGUGUUGCUGAGCCCAGUGCGGUAACUACAGUCCAUCUGCUCAGGGCCUCUGGCCUCAGUCUGCCCAAACAGUCAGCUCCUGAUGUUUAUGCUGUCAUUCGGUGUGAGGAGGACUCUGUCAGGACUCGAGUUUUCCAAAAAGACGGAAAUCCGGAAUUUAAUAUCAAGGCCAUAUUUUACAGCAGGAACCAAAAAUCAAAAAUAUCUAUUGAGCUGUGGAGAAGAGGCUUGCUGUUGGAUUCCUUCCUGGGAAGAGCACAUUUUCAGACAGGAGGUAAUGAACGGGAAAGGAACAGAGUGAUUGAUUUGCAGGGUGGCCAAUCACACGGAUGUGUUUUUGUAGAAACCUCCUCAAGUCAGUGCCUGACUGACCUGUGACUGACUGGUGUGUUCAAAGUAAUGAUCGAUGAUGACAAUGCUGGACUAAACAAGAAAACAAAUUAUCUGCCAUUCCUUGAAGAGAGUUUCACAGGUAGAAUUUCACCAAAGAACAUAGCCAUUAACUUAUUACAGGGAAAAUCCCCCUGGGGCAACCUUGGGUCAUGUGUCUUGCUCAAGGGUACAGUGGUAAUGGCUCAUCAUUGCACAUUUUAUGUGGUGGAAUUCAAGUGGGUAUUAAACCAGCAACCUUUUGGUUACCAGCCAAGAGCCUUUAGCACUACACUACACCACCCAAAAAUAUCAUAGACAAGGUGUCAAAAAACUAGUCAUAUGGCAUAAUACUCCUUUAGAUUUGUCAUUUACUUGAUUUAAAAUUUUUUUUUUAAAAAAGCAGUCAGAGUAUAAUCAUUCUCAUAAUGUUCUAUAAUUAUAUUUCCUGAAAGAAUUUGCAAGAAUUUCUUGAAUUAUUUUACCAGUGAUAAUGUUAUUGAUGUAGAAGUGAUUUUCUAUACAAUCUAUGACAAAAUAUUUUGUUCAAUCCAUGAUUACUAAAUAUAAAAUUCCAACACUAAUUCAUUAUAUGUUAUUCAGUUUGAUGAUUUGACUGUUAAAUUAUGGUUUAGACACAUCUCUCAGUGAUUUAUUAAGGGUGCUAUCUACAAACCUUAUGGAAGAGGAAGCCUUUACAAUCUCUAGAAAUGUGAAUCUGAGUUUUGUACUGAUCAGAACAGUAAUACAGUAAUUGUCUAUGGUGUUUUUGAACACAGACCUUCAAAAACAACAAUGAAAAACAAAGUAAAUGUUUUAUUCUUGUGCUAUAUUUAAAGGGGUCAUGUCAUUAUUUUUUUUUUCCUCACAAUGUUAGAAAUGUUGGUCCUCCUCGAUCGUUUCGCAGCUUAAAUAAGGGACAGUCGGCAACCUUAUUAGCAUAUACUUAACCAUUGUCUUUCACUGCAUUCCAUGCUACGUAUUCUUUUUACAUAAAAUAAUUUAAUCUCAGAUCAGUAUUUUGUGAGCAAUUUUUUUUUUGGGUAAGUAAACGUGAAAUAAGCACGAUUCUCUCCAUGUUGGAGUGCUCAACAUACAUUUACAUAACAAACAAACUCAGACAAAUGAAACAUUAGAAUUGAACAUGUUACUCAUCAGCGUUACUGUUAUGUACCAUACAGCUGCCACUGCUCCAUCUUUCAAUACAAGUUUCAUUGAAAAGCCAUAUUGGUUCUCAAAAGGAUCUAUAGAGAGUGUGCCAAAAAACCAGGAAGCUACACUGAGCUAGCAGCCUGCUCACAUAAACACUGCACCCGACACACACAAGAAAAGAACAUUUGAACAAGUGUAAAUUCAGGGAAGUCCAGAGAUAAGACUGACAUUUUUUUUCCACAACCAGGAACACGACAACAUCUGGGGACCAUAUUUAACAUUUUAAUCUUUUAGUUGAUUAAAGGGGUCAUGACACACUUAUAUAUAUAUAUAUAUAUAUUAGUUUUCUUUUCUUCCCUGUGGUCUUCUGAUAAUGUUAGUAAAGUUUUUUUGUACCAAAACAGUCAUAAUUUAUGAAUGUAUGAUCUUUUUGCACCCUGUCUCUGGCCCUCUGUCUGAAAUGCUUUGUUUUAAGUAGGCACUUAGGCCAAAACACAAUGUGAAAAUGGCCACUGUUAUGAUUGACUAACAUCAUGCAGCCCCUCGAAUACAGCCAUGUUUGAAACUCAAUCAGAAGAGAAUGAACAAGCUCCACAACAUUAUAAAACUACAAUUCAGGGUUUACACAUAAUGGAGAUCCAACAUAUUGCAUCCAAAUAUAUUAUUGCAAGAACAACAGCACCACAUACUAUCAAACAGACAUGCCAUUUGAAAUAUUUAAUUAAACUGUUUACUUAUGGUUUUGCAAUCAGGUCCAGGUGUUUUUAACUGCCCCAUCCUUCAGUAACGGUUCCUUUGUAAAGCUUGAAUCGCAUUGAGUCUUUCACAAGCAAUCCACGCUGAAAUACGAUGAAGACUCAUCCACAUGACACACAUAUAUUGUCCAAAGCACGGUUUGAACUAGACCCACACACAUCCAGUAUUAUCCUGCACUGAAAUGCACAUCACCAGAAAUGCAUCAAAACGGUCAAAGACGUCCAUCUAGUGCAUAUGUACAUAGAUCAACAAUAAAAAAAGUAGUGCAGAUGUGCUCGAGGACGCGUUUGUGCUCAAAACAGCAAGUAGCAGCAGCUGAAUGAGAAAGAAUUGUUUCCUUUUCAGAGUUUUAACUUGACACUGCAGAUUUUAUAAGCGGCCCGAGAUACAUGACAAUGGUCAAAGAUGUCUGUGUAGUGCAUGUUUAAAUACAAAAAUUAUUCAAAAUAGUACAGCUGGGUCCCCUUUGGUGUUCAGGAAUAGUUAAGCCACAUGAGGCCCGUUUGUCCUGCUCUCUCAGAGUAUGAACGGAAAGCCAGUUGGCGGGGCCAAGGGUGUGAUGUAAAGUGAGCGUUGAUGUUUUUUUUGCUGUAGAGAGCGUCAUGAAUUACUGGGCCCCCUACUGAUGUAGGGUAGUCGCUGAAGCUAAGAACGAGGCAUUUUUGCAGCUUGGUUUCAAUGAAUGCUUUUAUUGCACUGGGGAUUAAGUUUUGAGAUCUGAAAUGUACAGUAUGUUUUUAUAGUAGAAUGACCUCUUAUGUCAAAAUAUAAUGGUAAAUUUGAUUCCUCAUGACAUGAGCCCUUUAAAUGUUAUGUUCAUUAUGAAAUCACAAUGUGGCCGAUUUCAAAAUGAGUUGUUUUUGCAGGUUGGAAAUAAAUGCUCUUUUUGGACUGGAGAUUAACUUUUGAGUUCUGAAACUUACAAUAUGUUUUUAAUGACAAAAUAACAAGAAAAAAUGCAUUUCUCAUGACAUGACCCUUUUAGGUUUAAGUGAUGUAAAUGUCAUCACUCUAUAAAAAUAAAAAUAAAAGUUAUCAAAAAGGAUUUAAUCCAGCCACACACCCUGAUACAUAAUAUUCUGUAGCAAAUUACUUUAGAACUUUAUUCACCAAGUCUAAGGUGUACAGGGGAUUUUUCUUUGUGCAUAUGAAAACACAAUGUUUAUCAUUAACUUUGUACAUCUCCCUGGGAGCCGACAUGUUUCGGUGACGCACCCGCAUCUUUGCGAAAUUGGAGUUGAGGAUUUUUGCACAAGUUUCCAUGUUGGAAGAAAACAAAAGACACUUGUCCAGAUAGCACAUACUUGAAAACACUCAUGACUGAUAAAUUGUUCGCAUGAUUGGAGAACUGAUCUUCUAGAGCGAUGUUUCUGAAUCCUUUCCUGGAGUACUACUAGCACUACACAUUUUCCAUGUCUCCUUUAUCUAACACAGCUGAUUCUACUGAUUAGCUAAUUAUUAGAGUGCUUCAUGAUCUGAAAUGAGUGUGUCAAAUAAGGGAGACAUCCAAAAUGUGUACGGUUAGUGGUACUCCAGGAAAGGAUUGAGAAACACUGUUCUAGAGAGUACCCCCACCACUUUUAAACACAGAUCCUCCUGAAUUACAAUGAACACAACAAUGCCAGUUCUAUGACUCUUUAUUCUGGACAAUAACCAAUUUUCUAGACUCCAAAUUAGUCAUGAGACAUCCUCUCUGAUCAGUAUUCUGCAAACAGCAACUAAAAAAAAAACACUUCAAAAAUUUGACAUUUCCUGUACCACAUGACUAUCGUCAUUGUUCAAGACACAGAGAUUGAACAGGCUGGAUCUGAACUGUUGAACUUUUCUUUAGGAAGACAAAUUAAUGCUCAUAACUUCAAAUGUACAAAUGAACUUUUCAGUACAAAUGUAUCUCAGGACAUCUCAUCUGAAUCCAGGAACAUUUCACACAAAGUCACAGUACUUCGCUGAGUUAACCCUCAAAAUGUACACAAUACCUAGAUUUGCUAGGUAAUUCUGAAAAUGACUUUGACCUCGGAUCACCUUUAUAACUGAAAAAUUAAUGAUUAUAGCUUGCUGUACUUUUUAAAAUGUGUAGUGAUUUGUAAUCACUUAUAACUGACAAAUCGAUGAUUAUAAUCUUUAUUCUUGUGUUAUUCAUGUCAUUUUUACUAAGAAUGGUAACUAUUCAGGAUAAAACACCAUGUUUACCAUCGUUGAAAUUCUUUCUGCUUUUCAGGAAUGUUUAUGUUAAUUAAUUUGAUAUAUUCUGUAGCUUCCAAGAUAUAAAAUGUAUGGUUAAAACAUACCAUUUUGAGCAGGAAUUUUUAAGAAUCCUUUACACAAAAGUUUGUAAAUCAACUUUGAAAAGAACAGACAAAUUGACCAUGUGACUCUGAAAAGCCACCUCUGAUUGGCUUAGAGCCUCUUUGGGGUGUGAACAAACCAAAUGGGUUAAAAAGGCCAGCUUGAACAACCCCCAGUGAAGUUGGAGUUCUGAGUUCUCUCCUUCGGCUUCUCCAUGCUCCACUUCAUCGGCACACUUACCCUCAAGCCUUGUAGCCUCCGUGCAAUGUAGAAGUCUAGGAAGGCUCGGAGUAAAGCUCAGAGGAAGCCCUUCCCAGUGCUAUGACACACACGUGAUGAUCCUCCCUGCAGAAGGCCUCGCUUCAAAGCUCUCAUCCAUCGACGCAACAGACAACUAUACACUAUCUUAACAGAUAUCCAAAACAUCGACGGAACCACCCGAACUUUCUACAAAGAGCCAAAGAACCAAGCAACGCAAGGAAAUGCAACGACACGCAAGUACAUCUCCAGACUUUUGCUGAAAGCGCUGGCGUCUUAUUUAAAUGCUUUGGUAAUCUGAUUGCACAUAGAUUUAGACUCAAGAAAUAUCGAUGGCUCUUAAGGCAUAGUCUACGGACUCCAUAAAGUUUGUUUUCUCGGUAUAGAUAAUUUCCAUCCAAGUCACUUUCACUUUAUUCACCAACCUGUUUCAUGUUU